Paramecium sonneborni is the source of this 1369-nucleotide messenger RNA. Lineage: Eukaryota; Ciliophora; Oligohymenophorea; Peniculida; Parameciidae. The record is from the annotation of a GenBank genome assembly.
UCUAGAAUUCGUUAAAGUCUUUUAAGUUUAUUUUAUAGAGUAAGAUGAAGAAAUGUAUGUAAAAUCAAGAGAUAAGUAUAUAUACCAAAGUCGAAACUACUUACUAUUAAUGAAGAACUUGCAUAAAUAGAAUACAUCAUUUCUGAUAAAACUGGUACUCUUAUUAGUAAUUAAAUGGAAUUUGUAUUAUAGGGAAACACACUUUAUGGAUAAAAACAAUAAUAAACAAAUAUUCCAAUAUAAAAUCUGGAUUCAAAAAGAGAGUAAAAUGCUAAAGUACAUCCUGUAAGUGAGGUCUUCUAACAUUCUGUUUUCAAUUUUCAAGAUCUUGAAUUAAGUGCCAUUCUUAAAGGAGAAGGGUCUUCAGGAGAUCAACUAGCCAUUUUGAUUAUUUAAUCAUUAGAUGGUAAAUAAUAAAUCAAAAUUCCAAGUUAAAGAAAAUUACUUGAAGAAUACUUCUUUUUAUUAUCCUCUACUCAUGAAUGCAUCAUUUAAUAUGACAAAAAUUUAAAUUCUAGUUAUUAAGGCCGAUCUUCAGAUGAAAUCACAUUAGUUGAUGCAGCAGCAAGAAUGGGUUUUUAAUUUACUGGAGCAUCUGCAAGUGAACAAAAUUUUUAAAUUUUGGGAAAGGAUAAAAAAGUUAAAUUAUUAAAAUCUUUAGAAUUUGAUUCAACACAUCAAAGAAUGAGUGUUAUCAUUGAUGAUAAUGGUGUCAUCAAAUUAUUUAUCAAAGGAGCCGAUACAUUCAUUUAUUUAAAUUAUCUUUUAUAAAAAUAAGAUAUUUAUAUAAUUCUAUUUUAUAACAAAUAUUUAAGAGCAAAUAUAAAAGUCUGGAUGCUGACUGGAGAUAAAUUAGAGACUGCAGAAAACAUUGAAAGUUGUCGUUUAAUUUAAGGUGAUUUCACAGUAAUGAGAUUAUCAGAAGCAUCAGUUGAGGAAUUUCAAACGAAGAUUGGAGAUUUUUAAGAAAAACAUAUGAUCAUUAUAUAAAAGAAAAAAGAAAGAAUGUAUUUAAUAAAAUGUAAAAUUUAGUCAUUUGUGGUAGAAGGAUAAUCCCUACAAUUUAUAAUAUGAUAAUGAAGAUUUAGCUUAAGCAUUUAGUAUGGCAAAAGAUUGUGAAAGUGUAGUUUGUUGUAGAGUUACUCCAAAACAAAAAGCUGAUGUUGUAAGACUAAUUAAAGAUCGUUUAAAUAAAAUAAUAUUGCAAAAGGAGACGGUGCAAACGAUGUUAAUAUGAUUUAAGCAGCUCAUAUAGGAGUUGGAUUAUAUGGAGAUGAAGGAAUGAGAGCAGUUUAAAGUAGUGAUUUUGCUUGAGGGGAAUUCAGAUGUUUAUGGAGACUGUUAUAAGUUUAUGGACAUUGGAAUUAUA